Messenger RNA from Monopterus albus (swamp eel), 1275 nucleotides. It is a transcript of the gene lrmda, whose product is annotated as leucine rich melanocyte differentiation associated. Gene Ontology annotation, biological process: melanocyte differentiation. Bases 410 to 1132 code for a protein of 240 amino acids. The transcript has 7 exons. NCBI's taxonomy places the organism in Eukaryota, Metazoa, Chordata, Actinopteri, Synbranchiformes, Synbranchidae. Gene Ontology annotation, molecular function: protein binding. The record is from RefSeq and is a predicted model, not a curated record.
UAUAUCAGCAAGCUACUUCUGUCAUGACUCUUCCUGUCCACCUGGUGUAUUUAUUGAAAACAGAUGCUGAUGGUCUUAUCUGAUAUGUCAUCCACUUUAUUUAAACAAAUAAGUUUUGCUCAAACGGAUGCCAAGUAGUAGACUAUCACACAUAGGGGAGGAAUCUCACACUGUCCUCCAAACACCACCAACAGCACAGGGACUUUAUUAGUAGCACACACUUUGACUGUGCGCUUCCGCAAAGCGGUCAGCUGAUCGAGAAAGGCACACGGAAACAAAGUCAGUUGGAAAUCUGUGGUAGAUCCCCAAACAUUACCGUUUCAUGUUGACAACAGCUGGAGUCUUGCGUGGGCAACAUUUUUGAUACAAGCUCAGAUUGCUUAUCUAAAAGGAAACAAACAAACAAACAAUGAGUGCGCUGUCAUCCAAAGUUAUGACACACAGCGAGUCGGUCGCUAUAAAUGGGACUCAAGUUUCCUACAUCGGACAUGACUGUAAGGACAUUCCAGACUUCCUUGGAGACACAUAUGGCCAAAUUGCAAGAAGGUUGGAUCUGAGCUUCAAUCAGCUCAGGUCACUGGCAGGACUCAAAAUGUUCACUGAGCUGGAAGAGCUGGUCGUCGACAACAAUCUGCUUGGAAAUGACCUCCGGUUGCCCAGGUUACCCAACCUCCACACCCUAACACUCAAUAAGAACCAACUGACUGAUAUCGAAGCCCUGCUGGAACACUUGGCUGAUGUGACCCCCUCACUGAAGUACCUCAGCCUGCUGGGAAAUGAGGCCUGCCCCAACCAGCUGGUCAGUCCGGAUAAGGAUGAGGACGACUACCAGAGAUACAGGUACUUUGUUCUGCACAAGUUGCCCCAGCUGAAGUUUCUGGACACCAGGAACGUAACCAAAAAAGAAGUGAUGGAGGCACGGGCGAGAGGAGCAUUCAUGAAAGUGGUCAAACCCAAGUCAGAAGCUCCACAUAAUGCGGCUGGAUCUGAGAGCGACCCACUACCCUACACUCCUCUACCACAGGGAUCCAGAGAUGCCCGGAACCACAAAGGGGUAUUCGCCAAGUGUCACUAUGUCUACUAUGGCAAGCACUCAGAAGGCAACAGAUUCAUCCGAAACGACCAACUCUGAUGGACAGCUGGUCGGUCAUAAAGUGGGAAAUUCAUGACAAUGGAUGUUAGCAGAAGGAGGGAGGAUCGAACCAAUCUCUUAUUUAUUAAAACUACUAGUAACAUUUUAGUCACCUGAUCUCCCACUGGAAAAAAGAUAUCAGA